This is a messenger RNA of Folsomia candida, 693 nucleotides long. Its product is annotated as salivary glue protein Sgs-3. The transcript has 3 exons. Lineage: Eukaryota; Metazoa; Arthropoda; Collembola; Entomobryomorpha; Isotomidae. The record is from RefSeq and is a predicted model, not a curated record. The coding region runs from base 1 to 693 and encodes 230 amino acids.
AUGGUUCAAUGUUGUGCCCCACGAACAGUAUGGGAUCAGGAUUUACUGGUCUGCAACCACGAAGCAUUUACUCCUUGUGUAAUUGUCACAACUGAAGGUUGGACCAGUGCUCCUACUCCAACCACAACUACUCCGACCACAACCGUGCCCACGACAACUACUCCAACUACGACCACAACCGUGCCCACGACAACUACUCCAACUACGACCACAACCGUGCCCACGACAACUACUCCAACUACGACCACAACCGUGCCCACGACAACUACUCCAACUACGACCACAACCGUGCCCACGACAACUACUCCAACUACGACCACAACCGUGCCCACGACAACUACUCCAACUACGACCACAACCGUGCCCACGACAACUACUCCAACUACGACCACAACUACUCCAACAACAACCACGCCGACCACUACUGCUCCAACCACCACGAGGCCGACCACAACUACCACAACGCUGGCCACAACUACUCGAACUACCACCACGCCGACCACAAGUAUUAGACCCACAACCACCACUCCUACAACUACUAGGCCUACAACAACUACUAGGCCGACAACAACUACUAGGCCUACAACAACUACUAGACCAACCACGACUAACCCUACAACUACAACAACACCACCAAUACAAAUCGGAACGUCCUACAUGAUUAUUAACGUUCAAGCUAAUAAGGUAUCAUAG